AUGAAACUUCUGAUUCUUCUCGGAUGCGUCGCCGCCGUCGCGGUUUUUGGUGAGUUUCGAACGAAAUUAGUAUUCUUCAUGAAACUCUUAUUUUCAAACUUUGAACUAAACUAAUUAUCUCGUUUCUCUCUUGUCCCUUCUCAAAACUAACCCUAUCGGAUCUUUGGCCUCCCGAGAUUCUAUGCGCGUAAUCCUUUCCCAUCCAAUUUUCUCAACCUUUUUUCUCGUCUCGUCCCAUAAAAAAUAGUCUAGCCACGUCCGGCUCCGCUGAAGCGCAAAGAUCCUGAUGAUUGCGUGUACGUAGCACUCUCUGAUCGCUUAGUGCUCCUCCCACACUCGGCGCGCGAAAAAGGGAAGAGCCCAUCAUCACUGAGCACUCACCUCACGCACGGCAGGGUUUGACUAAUGGGAUUAGAAUUUUUGACCGGAAACGUUGUAUGAAAAUGUAACGUCGGGGGAAGGUUCGGAGAGCUUUGAUCGGCUUUUUUUGGGGCGAAUGAGUCAUGGAAUCAGUGUCGUCGACUUUGAUUCCUACCCUUUUCCUCUCAAAAAUCGCACUCAACACUUAACGUUCCAAGAAACGGGGAGAGCACUUUUCUAAAAAUUCGAUUAGCUUUGACCUACUUGAACAAAAAGCAUUGACGCAAAACGAGUCGUUUUCUAGUGGGGCGCCGACAGAAUAAUCUAGAAAAUGAGGUGGAAAGACCUUUGAAUAUAUACUAGCUAUCUAGCGAAAAAUAUUUUCCGGAAUCGAAUGGCGGAAAACCCAAACUAAUUUCAGCCGCACCAUCGGCUCCGGGGCUCGAGGAGAAGCUGCGUGCUCUCCAGGAGCAACUCUACAACAUCGAGAAGGAGAACGGUGUUGAGGUGAGCGGAGCUUCGUGGCGAGACCCGCGAAUGCGUGAAUUUCAGCCACAACAGCCAGCCGGAGCGGCAGCACCUGAGCGGGACACAUUUCUGGGAUUCGUUCCGCAAAAGAGAAUGGUGGCGUGGCAGCCGAUGAAGCGAUCGAUGAUCAACGAGGAUUCCCGUGCUCCGCGUACGUUUCCCUUCCGCUGUUUUUGUUGAUUCGAUAGGCAAAGUAAGGGUAAUUUCAACCCGGAAUGGGUCUCUCAAUCUGCGUCAUUUCACACUGUUUCUUAUCGCUCAAAAAAGCAGGAAAGUGUGGUUGAACAUGCACGCGUCGAGAAAAAGAGAAAAAGUACGGGAAACUGAGAGAGCGCAGACGGAAAAUAGGCAGUUUUUAUGAGAAAUUGAGGUGAUUAUGACUGAUACGGACGGAGAGAGGUAUGCCAGCAAUUUGACUGGAAAUUAAAUAGGUCAGAUGGUGAUGUGUACAAAAAUAUUUUCAAAAUUUGAAUUUCCAGUGCUCCACGCCAUCGAAGCCCGUCUCGCCGAGGUGCUCCGUGCCGGAGAACGUCUCGGAGUGAACCCGGAGGAGGUGCUCGCCGAUCUUCGCGCCCGCAACCAGUUCCAGUAA
Caenorhabditis sp. 36 PRJEB53466 is the source of this 1480-nucleotide messenger RNA. The record is from the annotation of a GenBank genome assembly. NCBI's taxonomy places the organism in Eukaryota, Metazoa, Nematoda, Chromadorea, Rhabditida, Rhabditidae.